This is a messenger RNA of Drosophila miranda, 3676 nucleotides long. It is a transcript of the gene Gbs-76A, whose product is annotated as glycogen-binding subunit 76A. Bases 1266 to 3236 code for a protein of 656 amino acids. The record is from RefSeq and is a predicted model, not a curated record. Gene Ontology annotation, molecular function: protein phosphatase 1 binding; glycogen binding. NCBI's taxonomy places the organism in Eukaryota, Metazoa, Arthropoda, Insecta, Diptera, Drosophilidae. Gene Ontology annotation, cellular component: protein phosphatase type 1 complex. Gene Ontology annotation, biological process: regulation of glycogen biosynthetic process. The transcript has 3 exons.
CGGGCGAUCCAAAACGAGAUUCAAGACAGGCCAAAGCCGCUUGCAGCUAAAACUAGAUGUUCGACAAGUAAAUGUAUCUUUGAGAUACAACGAUAUGAAAAUUAAUAAUAAUUAAAGCGCAGCGGCUCUCGCUCUCUCUGUGGGCUGUUUUUUUUUUUGCACGAAAAGAACAGAAGCUGAAACGAGAAAUAAUAAGCGAAAUAAUUCUCAAAAAAUCUUUGGUAUCUGUGUAUCGGAGAAAAAAAAGAGGCCGCCCCGCCGCGCCAUGCGGUUGUCGGCUGUCGACGCUCUGCUCUCGCCUCUCGGCCGCCAGUGGGCGAAAGACGCAACUGCUGCGACCUUGCAAUGCCCUUGAAUGACACUCUUAUUGCGACCAAGUCGCCAAUGUUGCCACUACAACGGGCGCUGCUGCCACGGCUGCCACUCAGCGCUGGCGCAAAAUCAUAAUAAAAUAAAAAUAAAUAUAAAAUAAAAAUACACAAAAACGGAUUCCAAACCAAAACAAAAAAAAUAAAUAAAAACUUAAGAUAACCGUGAAAAUCUACAAGAUAUUGUCCGAUUUUCGUGUGCAGUCCGAGUGAAUUUUUUUGUAGAUUGAGACCCUUCCUCUGAGAACCCUGAAACCAAAACACACACCGACUCCUUAUCAAAACCAAAGCCUUAACCCAAAUCAAAAACUUUUGAAUGGAACGCGAGUGAAAAGAUAUAGUAGAAAACUAUCCGGUUUACUUUUUUUUCAAAUUGAAAUAAACAAAUUUUUUCUCUUAAAAUAAACGAACUGCAGAAAUAAAUGAAAUAAAACAUAUCUGAAGAAAAUACAAAAAUUCCAUUCAAGGAAAGUGUUAUCUAAGCAACUAACGCCCUCUGGUGGCCCCCAAACUCAAAAGUGAAGGUGUAUAUGUGUGUGUGAAAGUGAGUGAAAGUGAAAGUUCACGUUCAGACGCAAUCCUUCGGUGACCUUUCGCCCCACAUAUUGGGUCACUUUCUUGGACGACUACAUAACGACAAAAAGGCACGCAAUACCUAAAAGGCCGCCCGCCACAUUUAUAGUAUGCUAUAUAGAGAAUUGGUAUAUGUAGGCGAUAUUUAUGCGACAGCUUUUGACAACUAAUUCUUUUUUUUAUUGCUACGCCUGUGCGAGAGCGAGAAGAACUUUGGCAAAGGCCAAAAAAGGAACGCCUUGGAAUUAUAUUAAAACUACAGAUAUUCCGGAGAUCCGUUGCAAUACUAUAUCCGACUCUGUGUGUGUGCGUGACGUGACGUAAAUGAACGAUCCCGGCGAUAUACCACUGACACACACAAGCACGCCGGACAGCAGGCCACCCUGCAGCAUUAUCUCAAUCAUACCAACCAUAGGGAUGUCCUCAUGCCGUGGCCGGGCCGAGGCAUUCGCACGGAGUCUGUCCUCCAAGCUGCGCACCUUGGGAUCACAGGCGAACGAGGAGGGCGCGGAAAAUCCCGAGGACGAGCCCAUCAUAAAUGGCACCAAUACCAAUACCUGGGUGAAUGCCCAUGACUCCGAACAGACUGUGACCGAUCUGCAGCCGCUGCGCCACGAGUCCGAUUCGUUCUUCGACUUUGACUGUGAGCUGGAGUCGCCCGGGAGUCCGGUGGAUGAGUGCGAGUACCUGCGUCUGAUUGAAACCGCCUCGAAUACGCCACACAACUCGACGGCCGAGUCGGGCUAUGCGUGUGCCUCGGCCGCCAGCAGUCACAGCAGCAGCACCGCCGAUGGACCCUACUUCGAUGCCACAUCAACAUCCACAUCGGCCGUCGGAUCAGUGGCUCCGGAUCAGAUACUGGUCACGGUAAACGCACAGCCCCAGGCCCCGGAGCCCAGCAAGCAGCCAGCCUCGGAGUUGACUGACUCUGUGAAUGCAUUGCCAAUGAAUGGGGGACACGAGCUGACGAACGGUCAGCAGCAGGUGGGGGAGCAGGAAAAACAGAAAGAGACAGCUGAGAAAACUCAACCACAGGAGCUGGUUGUGGAAGUGGUGGAUCAGGAGGAUGAGGAUGAGGCGCUCCUGCAGGCACAAAUACUCAGCGAACUGCUGCAACAGAGUGACAGCUUCAAAGCCAGCGGCGGUAUUGUGGUACAGGCUCCCCCAGAAGAGCCCUCUGCCACUCUGACCAAUGGCCACGUGGACGCAGAGGAACAGCUCGAACUGAAAGCAAAUGAAGAAGAAGUCGUGCAUGAGGCCACUCCCGACAGAAUCUUGGAUGAGAGGGUCUACGAUGUCCCGACACCCGACAGAACUUUGGAUACCUCCCCAUCGUCGGAUGGCGGCCUAGACGGCGCAACCGACGCCCAUGCCUCCCCCGACAGCGGUGUGGAUGAGACAGACAAAUCGGUGACAGCAGACACCGGCAGCAAUCUCACAGUGGAUGUGGAUCUGGCCCAGCUGGAGAAGGCCAAGCAUGAUGCCGCCGAGGCGGUGGAAAAGAAGACGAGCCACAGCCAAGGCAUCGACACCACAGACGAUGAGGACGAUUGCCGGCCCCAGAGGGUGAGACGCUGCUCCUCCUUGAAGACGGGAAAGACGCCACCGGGCACGCCCGGACGCAAGAAGAUCGUGCGAUUCGCCGAUGUGCUGGGCCUGGAUCUGGCCGAUGUGAAGACCUUCCUGGAUGAGAUACCCACAAUACCCAAGUCGGCGUUCGAGGAUCUGGAGAUACUCGAAUCGGAGCCGCCGAUGCAGAUGGGGCCCAAGUCGGACAAGCUGCUGAUGCCGCUGUUCCAGCAGCCGGGCGGCCUGCCCACAUUCCUCGAUGCGGUCAGGGAGAAGCAGGUCUCUCUGGAGAAUGCCGCCGUCUCGGACAACAUCAACCAGACGAUAUCCGGAUCGGUGCGCGUGCGCAAUCUCGACUUCCACAAGUCAGUGCACAUCCGCUACUCGCUGGACGGCUGGCGCAGCUACGCGGAUCUACAGGCCAACUACGUGGAGAACUCCUGCGAUGGAUUCUCGGACAAGUUCACCUUCGUGCUGUUCGGCAAUUCGCUCCAUGUGGGCCAGCGGCUGGAGUUCGCUGUGCGCUUCCAGUGCAAGGGCCAACAGUUCUGGGACAGCAACUACGGGGCCAACUACUGCUUCCAAUGUUUGCCAAGCUCGACGCAUGCCACCAACGCAUCGGCCCCGUCCGUGGUGACUGGCGCCGUGACCACGCAUCACAGCACGAGCAUGGUCGGCCUGCUAAGCCCCACGGCGGGCGAUGCCUGGUGCAGCUCCUUCUACUAAGCGUUUGGCGCGGCUCGGCAGACAAUCCGGAGCGGGCCCAUCCCAUGGCUGUGGGCUCCCGUGGAGGCAGUAGUAUGCACCCCCACCUCGAACCUCGAAACCCCCCCCCCCCCCCCCCCCCCCCCCCCCCCCCCAAAGGCGCUACGCCAAUUCCUGGAAUAUAUAUCCAUAUUCCUGGGCCUUGACGUGGCGUGUGCCAGAUGAUAUAUACAUACAACCAUAGUGACAUACAACACUUCAGAUGAUCGGCCAGUUAGAUCAGAGAUCGAACAAAUCCAGGUCCCCUGCCCCCCUUUGUGUGUAGAGCAGAAACAGAAAUUGUUUAUAUUUUUAUAGAGGGAAGGAUGAAUUGCAGGAUAAGGAGAGGGCAAAGGAGCCAAGGGAGCUGGAAGAACAAGCCAGAAUAUAAACCAGAGUAGUGCGAAAAAGAUGAUAAAAAA